Strongylus vulgaris is the source of this 324-nucleotide messenger RNA. The record is from the annotation of a GenBank genome assembly. NCBI's taxonomy places the organism in Eukaryota, Metazoa, Nematoda, Chromadorea, Rhabditida, Strongylidae.
AUGGUGCACGGUCUGCUAUUUCUACCCGUCCUUCUCAUAAUCAUUAUUCCAGAAAAGAGGGAGAGACAAGGAAAAAGGGUGCAGGACAAGCCAAAAGCAAUAUUUACAUGUGACAGUCAAUCCGAAUUAAAGAAGAAGGACAUUUUUGAAAGCCGAAAUUCAUAUUCCGUAGAGCAUAUCGCAAAUGAUCGAAAAGUGUCAUCGAUAGUGGAAAUUCCGGUCGCGCAAGCAAAGGAUGAACCGUCAGACGAGGACGUCGUGAAAGCUACCGUUGAUAGGCUUACCGGCAAAGUUCUUACUCCUGAGGAUCAGUCUCAGGUGUAA